AAAUGCAUCAACCUCAAACCUCACACAUACGUACCUGGGGAAUUACAGAUCGAUGCUGAAGAAUAUUUUUUAUAUGAUUUCGAAGAAUGGAGUUGUAUAAUUUACCUUAGAUUACUGAUUCAGUACAAACCCCAUGAAUGUUUCCCAUAAUGGAUGACAUUUCGUUGGAUACAUAUUCAGUUGUGGUACAUCAAGCAAUAAAUGUGGUUGUGAAUUGUGGUGGAACAGUUGAUCUAAUAUUUAUGUUUACAAUAGAAUCGUUCGUAUUUUGACAAAGGGACGUACCCCUAGGAUCUACGAAAUAUCCAAAAUUAGCAUGGAUCCGAAGAAAGGAAUGAAUAUUCAGAUACGCACCGAAAAACCGAAAAAAGUAUGGUUGAGCCAAUUUCUAUCUUCGAUCACGGUUGAACCAACCUUGUUGUUCGUCGUCCUGCCCUCAACCUUGUACCAAAUUACCACAACGAACCUUUAUCUCGAAAAGACCUGCAGAGUGCAUCUAGCCCUGAAUGAGACGGUUUGCGAUGCUCUGUCUGCGAGAGAUACAGCAGGAUACGAAUGGGAGGAAGCUGAAGUACAAAAAUAUGUCGCAGAAAUGUCCACGAUCUCAACGUUCAUCCAGGGAUUCUUUCCACUUUGCCUCAUAUUAUUUUUAGGUUCUUGGAGUGAUAGACAGGGCCGUAGAAGACCUCUGAUCCUAGCGCCCAUCAUUGGCGAAAUAAUUGCUGUGAUAUUGUUGAUCUUUAAUACUAUAUAUUUCGAAGAAUUGCCGGUUAUUGCAACUGCAAUCUCGGUCUCUCUUCCUCCUGCUCUGAUGGGCGGUUGGCCUUGUCUGUUCCUGGGCGUCUACAGCUACAUAAGUUCCAUUGCCGACGAUGCGAAUAAGACUGCGAAGAUAGGCUUAGCUUCCACCAUCCAGAAUAUAGCCUCUGUUGUUGGUUUGGGUUCCAGCGGGUUCCUUUUGAAACCCUUCGGUUUUAUUGGCAUAUACGUCGCAUGCUUCGUCAUGCUGAUUUGUGCAUUCCUUUAUGGAUUCAUCAGAAUCAAAGAGAAGGAAUUACUUCCGGAGAAGAUGGAAAGUAAAAAGAGCAAAGACUGCUUCGAUAUAUUCAAAUUGGAACACUUGAAAGAAACGAUGAAGACUUGCUUCAAAAAUGGUCAGCACAAUAGGAAGAAGAAGAUAUUUAUUAUUCUGCUGUUGUGCAUCGUUACUAUGGGACCAACUAAUGGAGAAUACACGGUUGUCUACCUUUACACCAGACUGAAAUUUGGAUGGGAUGAAAUGGAUUUCAGCAUUUUUUUCAUCGCCCAUUCUAUGAUCGACAUAGUUGGUUCCUUCUCGGCAAUAGUUAUCCUAUCAAAAAUUUUCAAAUGGAGAGAUUCUUCUAUCGGUAUCUUGGCCUUGUGCACAACUAUGAUAGCUGAAACAAUUUACGUAACUGCGCCUGAUUAUAGAUUUUUCUACGCAGGUAUACUUAUGGAUGUUUUUUUCACCGGUACUCCGAUUGCUCUGAGAGCACUCAUGGCCAAAGUGGUACCUGAAGACGAACUAGGAAGAUCGAACUCUGUGUUUGGUCUUAGUGAAGCUGUGAUACCAUUGAUCUUUGGACCAAUCUACUCAGCAGUCUAUAGAGGUAGCAUAGACUUCUUCCCAGGAAGUUACUUCUUCGUUUCUAUGGGUUUCUUCACUAUUGGAAUAUGUCUUUUUAUAUAUUUCCACAGACAAGCGUCAACAGAAAAAGGUGCUAUAGAAGAAAUAGAGAAGUUAAAAGAUCCACACAAUACGGAUACCUAGACUUCGAGCAAGUAGAUAAACUAUUUCGAAUUUUUUUCGAAAAUUAUAUAAAUAGGUAUCAGAUCAGGCUUACUGCAGAGCGGUAAAUAGGUGAAUCCACAAUAUACCAAAACAUCUGUCAAAUGAAUUUUAUUUGAAAAUUUUAUUGUGAAAGAAUUCUAGAACAUAUCUUAUUAUGAUCGCCUACAGCUAAAUUAUUUCAUUGUUUUUAAUUAAUUUAUUUGUGAGUGUGUAUAUACGAAUUAUUGAGAGCUUUACAUUAAAGAAGUUUAUUUAAC
Harmonia axyridis is the source of this 2070-nucleotide messenger RNA. RefSeq names its product proton-coupled folate transporter-like. Gene Ontology annotation, cellular component: membrane. The record is from RefSeq and is a predicted model, not a curated record. The transcript has 7 exons. Gene Ontology annotation, biological process: transmembrane transport. Lineage: Eukaryota; Metazoa; Arthropoda; Insecta; Coleoptera; Coccinellidae. Bases 317 to 1792 code for a protein of 491 amino acids. Gene Ontology annotation, molecular function: transmembrane transporter activity.